AUGGCUGACCCAUGGGUGAUACAGCCCCAUGAACAUGCAAAAUAUGCAGAGCACUUUCGCAAUCUUGGGCCCGUCAAUGGUACACUGACCGGAGAACAGGCUAAAAGGUUCAUGUUACAGUCGCAACUCCCUCCACCGAUAUUGGGUCAAAUCUGGUCCCUUGCCGACACUAAUGCAGAUGGCAAAUUAGACUUAAAGGAGUUCUCAAUCGCUUGCAAGAUAAUAAAUUUAAAAUUACAUGGAGUGGAAGUACCGAAGGCAUUGCCCCCAUCACUCCUUGCAUCGCUCAGUCCUACUGGCGCAAAACAACAGUUUCCCCCACCAAAACCCCCUAUCCCCCCAAUGCCAAAUGUAUCCCAAACUUUAAUCGGUGGCUUACCCUCUCAACCAACUCAAUCAUUAAUCGGAGAUUUUAACCAACCGAUGCCACCAAAACCAGCGGUCCCUGAUCUAAUUUCGGGUGUGAAACCACCUGUGCCUCAACCGUUGAUGGGAAAUGGGCAAUUAUUAAUGAACUCCACUCCACCGAUUUCCAGUCAACCAAUGAUGCAACCAACUCAACCAUUGAUUCAACCAACUCAAACAAUGAUGCAACCAACUCAACCAUUGAUUCCACCAACUCAACCAAUGAUUCCACCAACUCAACCAAUAAUGCAACCAACUCAACCUGUGAUGCAACCAACUCAACCAAUGAUGCAACCAGCUCAACCAAUGAUGCAACCGACUCAACCAAUGAUGCAACCAACUCAACCAUUAAUCCCACCAACUCAACCAAUGAUGCCACCCACUCAACCAUUGAUUCAACCAACGCAGCCAUUAAUACAACCAACUCAGCCCUUAAUGCAACCAACUCAGCCAUUAGUUCAAUCAUCAUCAAUCAGUCAACCAUUGAUUAAUACAUCACAACCGCUACUUAGUUCUCAACCAUUAAACUCAACUCAACCGUUGAUGUCUCAAUCGUUAACCAGCCCACCGUCAACUCAACCAUUGGUUGGUAUAAACCAAUCUCAACCAUUGGUUGGACCAACCGCCUCAACUCCAUCAUCCCAACCCCAAAUCCCAACAGGAACAACAGUAGGAUCAAUAGUCAGUCCACCGAAACCAACAGUAACCAGUAUAGCGGGUUCGAUGCCCGUUCAGCCAGUGACAUCUACUCCAAUCACUGCGGUGAAAAGUGACUCGUUUUCAAAGCCUGGUUCUUUAGUGACCAGCCCAACAGAUGUCCCCAUGGGGGUCGUGAGUCCCCCUCCAUGUGUUGAGUGGGGGAUUCCCCAACCUCAAAAGUUGAAAUACACGCAACUGUUCAACGCGACGGACCGCGCUAAGACCGGCUCGGUGUCUGGAGCCCAAGCGCGCUCUAUCAUGUUGCAGUCGCGACUCCCACAACAGACCCUCGCUCAGAUAUGGGCUUUGGCUGAUCUAGACUCCGAUGGGAAAUUGGGCUGUGAAGAGUUCGUACUUGCAAUGUAUCUUUGUGAACGUGCAACGCAAGGGGAAGCUGUUCCCGCUAAGUUACCUAUUGAGUUGAUACCUCCUACGUUUAGACGAGAGUCAGUGUCAAGCCUAAGUAGUGUUAAAUCAUACGAAGAGAGAAGAAGAGAGAACUUAGCGAGGGGUCAAGCAGAAUUAGAAAGAAGAAGAUCUCAAUUAGCAGAUGCUCAAAUGAAAGAGAAGGAGGAAGAGGCGGAGAGAGAGAGGAAAGAAAGAGAAGAAGCAGAGAAAAAAGAGAAGUUGCGUUUGGAAGCACAGAAGAAAGAACAAGAAGAACUGCUUCGGAAACAAAAAGAAGAACAGGAAAAACGUGAAGCGGCUAGAAAGGAGAUGGAAAGGCAAUGUCAGCUCGAAUGGGAGAAGAAAAGGACUCGUGAACUAGAAGCCCUCAGGACAGAGGAGCAAAGCAAGGUCCUCUCUCUCAAAGCCAAAUCCCAGUCCCUUUCAGCGGAACUGAGUGCGGUUAAUCUGAGGGCCAGCACCCUGGCAAAGGAUAUCCGGGACACAAGGACAGCGGUGGCUGCCCAUAAAUGUACCAUUGAUUCUAUGCGUUCCGAUCGUGACGCAAGUAUGGCGGAAAUGCAACAGCUCAAAGCUAGAGUGAAAGAGUUGAAUGCUAAACAAAUUGCCUUGAAUAAAGAAAAAGCUGAGUUAGAUGCUAAGGCUAAAGUGACGGAUGGUGCAGGCGAGGACGGACAACUUAGUAUGAUGGAAGUUACCCUGAAGCAGUUACGGGAUAAGGUGGACGCGGCUAAAGCGAUAGUGGAAAGUAAGAAGUCAGAUUUGGAAAGUAACAAAACUCAAUUGGCCGAACUGAACGAAACAGUGAAUCAGUUGAGUGAGAAAUGUGAAACUGUAUGGAAAUUGUAUGAACAAAAACGAGAUGAGUAUGUUCAGAAUAGGAAUACAGCGCCCGCUGAUAGUGCUUGGGGGACCGAUGCAGAUUGGGGUACUUCAGACGAGGCGUGGGGAGAGCCGCCGGCCAAUGAGGCGCCUUGGGGAGACGCACCAGCUACUAAUGCAACAGAAACGGUGCCGGCUGUUUCUAACGCGCCAAAAUGGCGUUGUGUGUAUGAAUUUAGCGCUCGAACUGCGGACGAGUUGAGUUUGCAGCCCGGGGACUUGGUAAGUGAAGCGACUGCACCACGUGGUGAUGCAGAGCCUGGAUGGAAAUGGGGGACCGCUCGUGGCCAAUCAGGUUGGUUCCCAGAAUCGUACGUGGAAGAUAUCAAUGCGGUACAGGCUUAUGCUGAAGUAAUAGAGCCGCUCGAAAGCAAGACUCAGCUUGAAGGGAGCUAUCAAGAGCAAAGUAUAGCUGAAGUGCCAGAAGCUGAAAUUGCAAAUGACUUGGGAGGAGCAAUGCCGGCUGUUGAGGGCGGAGACUUCUACAUAGCCGCCUAUCCCUACAACUCGUCCGAACCCGGGGAUUUGGUGUUUGAAGCGGGAGAGAGAAUAGAAGUAUUGCGCCGGGAUGGCGAUUGGUGGACCGGCAGGAUCGGGAUACGCACGGGCAUAUUCCCAUCUAACUACGUGACGAAAGACACGACGACGUCUGGCGAGCCCAUGUCCAGCAUUCCUGAGGCUCGCGAACCGGAACCCGAGCCUCAGCCGGAACCCGAACCUGCACCCCAGCCUGAACCUGUACAGGAGCAAAAAUCCUCUACGCCCAUAUCAUCAGAGGUGGCAGCUAUAACCGAGUCGGCCUCGGCCUCGGCCUCCACCGGCGGGCCUCGACCGGCCUCGUCGGCUAGACGAGACUCGGGCAGAGACUCUGCGACCUCUAGACGUAAACACGAGGUGGCUCAGGCUUUAGCUAAUUAUACAGCUACAAGCUCAGAACAGCUAUCCCUAAUGAAAGGACAGCUAUUAAUAGUAAGGAAGAAAGCGGACAGCGGAUGGUGGGAGGGAGAGCUGCAGGCCAAGGGCAGGAACAGGCAGAGUGGGUGGUUCCCGGCUAGCUAUGUUAAGGUGUUACAAUCUUCGGGCAGGACGUCGGGUCGCACCACGCCGGUCAUGUCCAAAAUGGACGCCGUUCCAACAGAAACUGUUAUAGAUAAAGUAAUAGCCUUGUAUCCGUAUACGGCUCAAAAUGCGGAUGAGCUCAGCUUCGAGAAGGAUGAUAUUAUAGCCGUCACCGACCGCUCCCAGGAUCCGGCCUGGUGGCAAGGUGAACUUCGAGGAAUGACCGGAUUGUUUCCAAGCAAUUAUGUUACUAAAUUAGUCAAC
Messenger RNA from Brenthis ino (lesser marbled fritillary), 3717 nucleotides. The record is from the annotation of a GenBank genome assembly. NCBI's taxonomy places the organism in Eukaryota, Metazoa, Arthropoda, Insecta, Lepidoptera, Nymphalidae.